UAAAAUGAAAUCGUUGAGAUGACAUCUGUCUAGGUUUUUGAUUCUAGACUUUUAAUGAGUAUAAUAUUGUUUACUAAACAGUGUAAAGGCUAUGAAGGCUCUGUGAGCAGUUUAUAACCUUUCAUUAGUUUUAAAUCAAAAUUUUAAUUUUGUCACAAAUUCACGGACAUAGACUUUCUGUGCAUCAAAAUUAUGUCUAAAGUUGCAAAUUACUUGAUUAUGUUUUUGAACAUGCUUUUUUAAUUAAUAUGGAUGACUUAAAUGAGAUUGCACUCCAUAUUGCAGAGUUUAUAAAAGAUCGUUUGUAUUUCGUAACACUGCGUAUGCCAAUUAAACCACAGUCUUCAUCAAGCAUUCAUUUUUUCUCCGUCGAUUCAGAACUGCAAUAUGAAAGUUUUUAUUCUGACUUUGGACCACUCAAUCUUGCAAAACUAUAUCGUUACUGUUGUAAACUAAAUAGGAAAUUAAAGUCCUAUUCUUUGGCAAAAAAGAAGAUUGUUCAUUAUACCACUCAGGAUGCUAAGAAAAGAGUAAAUGCUGCAUUUUUAAUAGGAUCAUAUGCGAUAAUUUAUCUUCAGAAGUCUCCUGUGGAAGCUUAUCAACCCCUCGUGAGCAACAACAGUCCACUGUUUAUACCUUUUAGAGAUGCAUCAUUCAGCCAGUGUACUUACAAUUUGACGUUAUCAGACUGCUUGCAUGCUGUUAGUAAGGCAUUGGAAAAUGGUUUUCUAGAUUUUGAGAAAUUUGAUGUGGAGGAGUAUGAACAUUAUGAGAAAGUUGAAAAUGGAGAUUUGAAUUGGAUCGUUCCAAACAAAUUUUUAGCUUUUUGUGGACCUCAUGCUAAGAGCAAAAGUGAAAAUGGUUAUCCCCUUCACUCACCAGAAUCUUACUUUUCGUACUUCCGUAAACAUAAUGUCACAACCAUAAUAAGACUGAACAAAAAAGUCUACGAUGCUCAUCGAUUUUCCAACCAUGGAUUUGACCAUAGAGAUCUGUUUUUUGUGGAUGGUAGUACUCCCAGUGAUAAAAUUAUGGAAGAUUUCCUAGAAAUUGCUGAAAAUGCUAAGGGGGCAAUAGCAGUACAUUGCAAAGCUGGCUUGGGUAGAACUGGGACACUGAUUGCUUGCUAUAUCAUGAAACAUCAUCAUUUCACUGCUGCCGAAGCAAUAGCAUGGAUUAGGAUAUGUCGUCCUGGAUCUAUAAUCGGACAUCAGCAACACUGGUUGGAAGAGAAGCAAGGUUUGUUGUGUUACCAAGGAAAUAUAUUCCGUGCCGAGAAAGCAAAUAGUAAGAACAACAAUUAUACACCCUCCAGAAUUGUCACAAGGUCAUCGCUACGGCGCAGAGAUGAUGGUGUGGCACAUAUUCUGUCUAAAGUUGAUAAAAUUCAGUUGGAUGACAGACUAAAUCCCAAUGAGGGUUUAUCUAGAAGUCGGAAGGAAAAAACAUCCCAAAAUGGAAUUUUAUGUGCUGACAACAAUGAUAACAACAACAACAACAGUGCCAGUAAUGAAGCAGAUGAUACUGUCACACAGGGUGAUAAAUUAAUAAGGAUUAAAGCUAUGAGAAGGCAACCUCGAUCUCAUACGACUGGUGGACUAAGUUUAGAGCAUUUGAAACCUCAUCCCAGGUCUUCUUCGCAGCCAUUUAAACCUCUCACUUCCAGUGCAGCUGCAUACCAUUCCACAUAUGUAUCACCACUAAAGCCUCUCCGUGCAUCGGGAGCUCCACAAGCAGAAGCAGUCGUCAGUCCCAAAAGUUCUGGCAGCAUUUCCACACCGCGUCGGCCAUCAAAGCAGAAUGCUCAGUCUAGCUCGCCUGCUAAACGGCGAAUGUGGAAACAUCUUGUUUCUUCGCCCGGCAACGCGGUACCCCACCGACCCUCUCCUCCCAAAUGGGACCUGAAUACUUUCCUCAGCACGAACUCUUCUAGUCAUUUCUGUACUCAUUCUUCCUUAACAUCCAACAAUGGUAACACUGUUACCAUCUGUGCCCCACCUCUCCUCUCUACUCAUCCCACGCGAGCUUUGGUUUCUGGAAGUGAUGACUUGCGUCAUAGCAGUGCCCCUCAUUUACCCACCAAAAAUGUUCAUUUGAAUAAUGGAGCAGCAUCGAGAUGACAGAAGGCCAUCACUUGUCCACAACAAAAGGCAAGGGGCCUGAGGUCACUGAAAAUUUCUGCCAAUACUACUCCUGUCUCUUUGAAAAAAAAUCAGCAAUUUUUAUAUGUAUCCCCUUCUACAGCAGUAAAACAUUCCAGUUAUAACUCUAUACGCUCCAUGCGACAAACCAGAAGGCAGCUGUUGUUACAACGUCUUUCGCCCAUGGUUGAAUACUUGUCUGCAGUUCCGGUCACACGUUCCCGAUGCCGGAGAGGAAACGAGAAUAUGUGUUGUUAUGAAUUAUCAUGGAGAGAAAGCAUAUCACAAUAAAGUUGUAUAAUUUCAAAAUAUUGUAUUUUACUAGUCGAAACUGUACCAUAUAUUCACUUAGUACUACUAUUCAGAAUUGACGACUGAUCCAUAUUGCUUCAUAUACAUGUAUCUGUUACAUCAAAAAUUGCUUGUAAUUUAUUCAAUUUUAUUAUAUUGAUGAAACCAUAUCAGAAUUACACUGUAGUACUGUUUGUGUUCAGAAGAGGAAUAAAUCUAAAAUGACACUUUUA
Molecule: messenger RNA, 2665 nt
Organism: Stegodyphus dumicola
Lineage: Eukaryota; Metazoa; Arthropoda; Arachnida; Araneae; Eresidae
Product: dual specificity protein phosphatase CDC14AB-like
Biological process (GO): protein dephosphorylation
Source: RefSeq, a predicted model, not a curated record